AUUGAUUAAAAAGUUGUAAAUACUAUUUAUUUAUAUCUAAAAAGAGCUUUUUUAAUUUGUGAUGAUUUAAUUAAUCUUCAAUUAAUUUAUUAAAAUUAUUGAAAAUUUGCUACUUCAAACAUAAUGAUUUAUAAAUCAAUCAUAAGCCGAGCAAAUACAAUUUUAGGAUUGAUUAACAGUACUAAAAGGUAGUAUUUUUCCUUUUCCUUCUAAAAUUUUAAUAAUAGGUAAGAUAUGUGAUUUUAAUUUAUGCUGGUAUGUAUAUAAUAAUUAACAAUAAUUGUUUUUUAGUAAAAAUAUAAUUUGAUUUUUUUUUAAAUCUUUUUACAGACAUUGCUUACUUGCUGUACAAUAUUCAAAGGAAAUGAAUUAUAAAAUUGGAGUCUUUGGUGGUGAUCUUGAUAGAUAUAAAGGAAUUACUGUUGAUUCUACAAAAGAGAAUUUCAACAAAGAUUUUGAUGUUAAAUUGGCAGAGUCAUUGAAGCUAUGGGCUACAGAAGGCAAGAGAUGUGUUUGGUUUAAAAUCAAUAUAAAACACACAACAUGCAUUCCUCUACUAGUUCAAAACGGUUUUAAUUUUCAUCAUGCCAGAGAUGACUUCGUGAUGAUGUUCAAGUGGUUGCCAAAAGAUUCAAAACCAAAUCUGCCUCCAGCUUGCCACACAACCUUAGGAGUGGGUGCUAUGGUCUUCAAUGAUAAGAACCAAGUCCUGGCUAUAUCAGAGAAGCACUAUGAAUAUCCUCACUGGAAACUCCCUGGUGGAUAUGUAGAGAGAGGUGAAGACAUUAUAGACGCUGCUGUGAGAGAAGUAAAGGAAGAGACGGGUGUAACUGCUGCCUUUCAAUCAUUGAUUACAUUUAGACAUUCUCACAAUAUGAUGUUUGGCAAUUCUGAUAUUUAUGUAUUACUAAUGAUGACAGCUAUCAGUGAUAAAAUAUCAAUAGCCCAAUCUGAAGUUAUAGCUUGUCAGUGGAUGAAUAUAGAUGAGUAUAUAAAUCAUCCUCAUGUUCACGCCUUAAAUAGACUUGUUAUAAAGUUAGCUCUUGAGUAUAAAAAUAGAAAUUUGAAACUUAAUCUCCGGAAAAAGAAAGUUAAAUGGGCUACAUAUGAAAGAGAUAUGAACUAUUUAUCAUUGGAGGAUUUUAGUUAACAUUAAAUUAAUGGAUUUUUUCAUGUACAUUGUCGAUAUUCUUAAUUAGUUUUGGGAGUCUGUUGGAAUAUUAUAAUUAAUAUUUUUUAUUGUGCAAUAUAUUUUAUUUUUAUUUUAUGUGUGUGCUUUCUUCAAAUAUACCUAUAUGGCAAACGUACAGUCA
This is a messenger RNA of Diatraea saccharalis (sugarcane borer), 1313 nucleotides long. NCBI's taxonomy places the organism in Eukaryota, Metazoa, Arthropoda, Insecta, Lepidoptera, Crambidae. The record is from the annotation of a GenBank genome assembly.